This is a messenger RNA of Penicillium subrubescens, 1284 nucleotides long. RefSeq names its product alternative oxidase. The transcript has 3 exons. The record is from RefSeq and is a predicted model, not a curated record. Lineage: Eukaryota; Fungi; Ascomycota; Eurotiomycetes; Eurotiales; Aspergillaceae. The coding region runs from base 229 to 1155 and encodes 308 amino acids. Gene Ontology annotation, biological process: alternative respiration. Gene Ontology annotation, cellular component: mitochondrion. Gene Ontology annotation, molecular function: alternative oxidase activity.
CUACAUUCUGCAAUGUAGGAACGAGAAUCACCACACGAAAACUAAAUGACUCAGUGCUCUUUUAUAGGUCGAAGUUAAUCACUCGUGAGAGAUAAGAAAGAAGCCAUUCCCCCGAAAUUCAUGAACAUCAACCAUAUAUCUCAGAUCGAAAGUUAUUGACUUGUUUACCGAUACUGAAUAACAAAUAAAAACCUUCAAUAUCGUCGAUUCAUCCCAGAUUAUUCCAAGAUGAACCCUCUUAUACUCAGUCAUAUGCGCCCUUUACGCCAUGCGGCCCUUCGUAGCGGCCGCAUCAUAUCACCACAAGUUUUCAUGGUCGCUAAUCGGCACCAUAAUACCAACGCAAAACUAACUCAUAAGUCCUCCUGGACUCACCCAAUAUAUACCCGAGAAGAGAUCCUUGCCGUCCGAACCGCCCAUCACAAAGCCCACACAUGGCAAGAUAGAGUAGCCCUUGGAUCAGUUCGGUUCCUACGAUGGGGCAUGGACUUGGUCACGGGUUAUAAGUCACAGUCUGGCACUGGGUUGACGACAAAAGGCUACGCGAUGUCUGAGGAGAAGUGGAUCACUCGUUUCAUCUUCCUGGAAAGUGUUGCAGGGGUCCCUGGAAUGGCAGCCGGGAUGCUCCGUCACCUCAAAAGUCUAAGGCAGAUGAAGAGGGAUCAUGGAUGGAUCGAGACACUCCUCGAGGAGGCCUAUAACGAGCGCAUGCAUCUGCUCACAUUCCUCAAACUCGCCGAGCCAGGCCCCCUUAUGCGACUCAUGGUCCUCGGCGCACAAUCCGUAUUCUUCUCUGGCUUCUCCCUUGCCUACAUGAUCUCUCCACAAAUCUGUCAUCGAUUCGUCGGAUACCUUGAGGAGGAGGCUGUGAUCACCUACUCCAAAGCAAUUAAUGAUCUCGACAACGGUCACCUCCCGCAGUGGGAGAACUUGCAAGCACCGCAGAUGGCUAUCAAGUACUGGCAAAUGCCAGAAGGCCAGCGGUGUAUUCGAUCGCUGCUGUUGUAUGUACGCGCGGAUGAGGCCAAGCAUCGAGAGGUCAACCACACACUCGGGAACCUGAAUCAGACUGAUCCUAACCCGUUCUCGGCUAAGUUUAAGGUCCGCGAUGCGCUGUCGCAGCUCGAAGUUGAUGGAGCUAAGAAGCAGUUCUAAGAAAACAGAGCUGUUGGGCUUUUAUCAUUUUCUUUGUUGUUCACAUUCUUUUAGAGGUUUUCCAUACAUAGAAAGAUUUCGUCGCGGACUAAUCAACAGAUAAUAAUACAGAUGCAAAAUUUCAUAGCG